Messenger RNA from Chlorella variabilis, 1403 nucleotides. RefSeq lists its product as hypothetical. The transcript has 11 exons. Gene Ontology annotation, cellular component: plant-type vacuole membrane. Lineage: Eukaryota; Viridiplantae; Chlorophyta; Trebouxiophyceae; Chlorellales; Chlorellaceae. The coding region runs from base 7 to 1155 and encodes 382 amino acids. The record is from RefSeq and is a predicted model, not a curated record. Gene Ontology annotation, molecular function: calcium:proton antiporter activity. Gene Ontology annotation, biological process: calcium ion transmembrane transport; intracellular calcium ion homeostasis.
UGGCACAUGCUCACCUCUUCCUACAUCAACGUCAUGCUCAUCUGCCUGCCCAUCGGACUGUGGGCGGGCAUCACAGAGGCCAACCCCACACUGAUCUUCACUAUGAACUUCCUGUCCCUCAUCCCGCUGGCGCUGUUCCUGGGUGAGGUGACCGAGGACCUGGCGGUGAGGUUUGGGGACACCAUCGGCGGCCUGCUCAACGCCACCUUUGGCAACGUGGUGGAGCUGAUUCUGAGCAUCGCGGCGCUGUCGCGCGGGCUGUACACAGUGGUGGCAACCUCCCUCAUCGGGUCCAUCCUCUCCAACCUGCUGCUGGUGCUAGGCAUGUGCUUCUUCUUUGGGGGCCUCAAGUACAAGGAGCAGCGCUUCUCCACGCUGGCCAACAAGGUCUCCUCCUGCCUCCUCUUCCUGGCCUGCAUCGGCAUCAUCAUCCCAUCCACCGCCAAAAUCAUCUACGGCGGGGAGGUCAUCACAAAGGAUGUUCUGUUCAACCUCAGCCACGCCAUCGCCAUCGUCCUCAUCUUUAUUUACUGCGGCUACCUGCUGUUCCAGCUGCGCACACACGCCGACUUCUUCUCGGUGAGCUUGCCGGCGGCUGGGGCGGGGGGCGGGCCGGGAGCUGCCGACGAGGUGCCUGCGCUGAGCCUGAGCGGCGCCAUGGCCUGCCUGCUGUCCAUUACGGUCAUUGUGGCCAUCUGCUCAGAGUAUCUUACGGGUGCCAUUGAGGCUGUGAGCGAGAGCAGCGGCAUCAACCAGGCCUUCCUGGGACUCAUCGUGCUGCCCAUCGCGGGCAACGCCGCAGAGCACAUCACUGCGGUGUUUGUGGCUGUGAAGAACAAGAUGGACCUGUCUAUUGCGGUGGCCCUGGGCUCCUCCAUCCAGAUCGCCGUCUUCCUCAUCCCCGUGGUGGUGCUGGCGGGGUGGGCCAUGGGCCGCGACUUCACCCUCGACUUUGACGCGUUCGCGGUGCUCAUGCUGACAGUGUCUGUCAUCCUGGCCUACUUUGUGUCGUCGGAUGGCUCCUCAAAUUGGCUGCUGGGCCUCCAGCUGGUGGCCACCUACUGCCUCAUCGGCUUUGUGUUCCUGCUGGAAAGGGAGCCCACCCCCAGCAGCGGCAACGCCCCAGCGCCCGCGCCCAUGCAACACUUGCUCUGACCGGGUGGCCCGCCUGCGUGUACCCCCGCGCAUCGUCUUUCACCUCCCUGCGUAGCCCUGUUUUUGUUGUUGUUGGUUGCCGCUCUUUUGUCUCCGCCUAUGCACAUGCUCUCUGAUUCGCCCUGCACAUGCUGACCCGCCUCUCCCUCCUGACCACACCAGCCCCGUCUCGCUGCCUGCCGGCAUCCCACGACACUGUGACCCUGUGGCAAUGCGCACCCACACCGCUGUGUAAUGUAUGACGCCAC